CAUCUUCAAAUAUUGACAAAGACCACAGUGUAUGAAGAGGAGCAGAAGAAAUAUUUGUCAGGAAUAAAAUAUAAAAGCAAAGCCAAGGAAAAUAUCUGAGUAUUGUGAUAAAUGAUGCAAGAUGAACUCAAGGAUAGAUGUGAAACAAAGUCGAAAAAUAUUGAUUUUCCUAAUGACAUAGAGAAAGAAAAAACAUUAAAUCACUCUGAUAUCUCUGGUAAAUCAAUCUCGCAAACUAGUCACUUAAGGAAACAGAAAUACAUUCAUACACGAGAGAAACCACAUCAGUGUGAUAUUUGUGGUAAAUCAUUUUCUCAAAGUAGUCACUUGACUACACACAAACGUAUUCAUACAGGUGAGAAACCAUAUGUCUGUAAUAUCUGUGGUAAAUCUUUCUCUCAAAGUAGUGAAUUAAUUUCUCACACGCACAUUCAUACAGGAGAGAAACCAUAUCAGUGCGAUAUCUGUGGUAAAUCUUUUUCUGUAAGUAAUGCUGUAACUAAACACAAAUAUAUUCAUACUGGAGAGAAACCAUAUCACUGUGAUAUCUGUGGUAAAUCAUUUUCUGGAAGGAGUGAGUUAACUUCCCACAAACGCACUCAUACUGGAGAGAAACCGUUUCAUUGUGAUGUCUGCAGAAAAUCAUUUGCUGCACCAGGUCACUUAACUAAUCAUAGACGUAUUCACACAGGAGAGAAACCAUAUCACUGUAAUAUCUGUGGUAAAACAUUCUCUCAAAGUGGUGACUUAGCUACUCACAAACGUAUUCAUACUGGAGAGAAACCAUAUCACUGUGAUAUCUGUGGUAAAUCAUUCUCUCAAAAUGGUAGCUUAAUUACUCACAAAAGUAUUCAUACAGGAGAAAGGCCAUAUCACUGUGAUAUCUGUGGUAAAUCAUUCUCUGUCAGUAGUCAUAUCAGUAAACACAAACGUAUUCAUACCGGAGAGAAGCCAUAUCACUGUGAUAUUUGUGGUAAAUCAUUCUCUGGACGUAGUGCUAGAACCAAACACAAACGUAUUCAUACAGGAGAAAAGCCAUAUCACUGUGGUAUUUGUGGUAAAUCAUUCUCUGGAAAUGGUGACUUAAAUACUCACAAACGUAUUCAUACAGGUGAGAAGCCUUAUCACUGUGAUAUCUGUGGUAAAAUGUUCUCUGUAAGCAGUGCUGUAACUAAACACAAAUAUAUUCAUACAGGAGAAAAACCAUAUCAUUGUGAUAUAUGUGGUAAAUCAUUCUCUGGAAGUACUAACUUAACUAUUCACAAGCGUAUUCAUACUGGAGAGAAGCCAUAUCACUGUGAUAACUGUGGUAGAUCAUUCUCUCAAAAAUCUCAUUUAACUACACAUGUAUGUAUCAUUAGCUGAAGUUGUAUGGCCUAAGUAAGUGGCUGACACAAUUUAUGAAUCUUUAUCACAUGUUCUUUAAUGUCCCUCCCAUAUGCUGGUAUGGGUUUGAUAUAUUGGUGACAAAAGAUAGCACAUUUUCUCUGUCUUUUGUCAUCUCAGUUUUGAGACCCAAGAUCUUGAGUUCUGACCUUGUUAUUCUUUGUAAAUAUUCUUAAUUACUUGAAAUUGAAAUAAAUGUGGUUUUGCUCUUCAA
Molecule: messenger RNA, 1600 nt
Organism: Octopus bimaculoides (California two-spot octopus)
Lineage: Eukaryota; Metazoa; Mollusca; Cephalopoda; Octopoda; Octopodidae
Biological process (GO): regulation of transcription by RNA polymerase II
Cellular component (GO): nucleoplasm
Molecular function (GO): DNA-binding transcription repressor activity, RNA polymerase II-specific; RNA polymerase II cis-regulatory region sequence-specific DNA binding
Source: RefSeq, a predicted model, not a curated record